Messenger RNA from Gopherus flavomarginatus (Mexican gopher tortoise), 1175 nucleotides. RefSeq names its product myb-like protein X. The coding region runs from base 87 to 1175 and encodes 362 amino acids. NCBI's taxonomy places the organism in Eukaryota, Metazoa, Chordata, Testudines, Testudinidae. The record is from RefSeq and is a predicted model, not a curated record. The transcript has 2 exons.
AGCCGGAGAAGGAGGAACGGGACGGGGACCGAGAGGGAGCGAUGGAGCCGGAGUAGGAGGAACGGGACGGGGACCGAGAGGGAGCGAUGGAGCCGGAGAAGGAGGAACGGGACGGGGACCGAGAGGGAGCGAUGGAGCCGGAGAAGGAGGAACGGGACGGGGACCGAGAGGGAGCGAUGGAGCCGGAGAAGGAGGAACGGGACGGGGACCGAGAGGGAGCGAUGGAGCCGGAGAAGGAGGAACGGGACGGGGACCGAGAGGGAGCGAUGGAGCCGGAGAAGGAGGAACGGGACGGGGACCGAGAGGGAGCGAUGGAGCCGGAGAAGGAGGAACGGGACGGGGACCGAGAGGGAGCGAUGGAGCCGGAGAAGGAGGAACGGGACGGGGACCGAGAGGGAGCGAUGGAGCCGGAGAAGGAGGAACGGGACGGGGACCGAGAGGGAGCGAUGGAGCCGGAGAAGGAGGAACGGGACGGGGACCAAGAGGGAGCGAUGGAGCCGGAGAAGGAGGAACGGGACGGGGACCGAGAGGGAGCGAUGGAGCCGGAGGAGGAGGAAAGGGACGGGGACCGAGAGAGAGCGAUGGAGCCAGACAAGGAGGAAUGGGACGGGGACCAAGAGGGAGCGAUGGAGCAGGAGAAGGAGGAACGGGACGGGGACCGAGAGGGAGCGAUGGAGCCAGACAAGGAGGAACGGGACGGGAACCGAGAGGGAGCGAUGGAGCCGGACAAGGAGGAACGGGACGGGGACCGAGAGGGAGCGAUGGAGCCGGAGAAGGAGGAACGGGACGGGGACCGAGAGGGAGCGAUGGAGCCGGACAAGGAGGAACGGGACGGGGACCGAGAGGGAGCGAUGGAGCCGGAGAAGGAGGAACGGGACGGGGACCGAGAGGGAGCGAUGGAGCCGGAGAAGGAGGAACGGGACGGGGACCGAGAGGGAGCGAUGGAGCCGGAGAAGGAGGAACGGGACGGGGACCGAGAGGGAGCGAUGGAGCCGGAGAAGGAGGAAAGGGACUGGGACCGAGAGAGAGCAAUGGAGCCAGAGAAGAGGGGAAGGCGACGGAGCCAGAGAAGGAGGAAUGGGACUGGGACCGAGAGAGAGCAAUGGAGCCAGAGAAGAGGGGUAGGGGAGGGAGCAGGAGAAGGAGGGAAGGGGACAUGGACUAACAGAGAGUGA